AUGACUCACAAACGCUCUAGCGACACGGAGCCGAAUGAAAACGUUCCAAACGAAACGAGUGACGAUUUGCCGACAAACCAAUUCAAUAAUGCUGCAACAUUUGCCGCGGAAGUAAAAUUGCAACGCAAUGCCCAAGGGUUAGAAGCUAAGAGCAAAGACUUAGCAGACGCCAAUAAAGUUGUUGCAAUCGCCGUGGGUGGCGAGAGCCUCAGAGGCGGUACGUUUGCAAACAGACAAGCGAUUUUCGACAAUAAAGAAAGGGGGGCGUCACCGUGCACCAUACAAAUA
Messenger RNA from Iphiclides podalirius (scarce swallowtail), 288 nucleotides. The record is from the annotation of a GenBank genome assembly. Lineage: Eukaryota; Metazoa; Arthropoda; Insecta; Lepidoptera; Papilionidae.